Schistocerca piceifrons (Central American locust) is the source of this 1458-nucleotide messenger RNA. RefSeq lists its product as uncharacterized. Bases 1 to 1458 code for a protein of 485 amino acids. The record is from RefSeq and is a predicted model, not a curated record. The transcript has 5 exons. Lineage: Eukaryota; Metazoa; Arthropoda; Insecta; Orthoptera; Acrididae.
AUGUGUGAACUGUCUGAAAAGGACCAUCCUGCCACAUGGCGUGGCUGCCAGAAGUACCAGCAACUUCUCAGGAAAUACAGACAACGGUCUUUCCCACAGCCCUCUCAACGGAGGACUCGUGUAAUACGGAACUCCAACCUGACGCCACACCCUCCGCCCCACCGUCAGCAAACGCCACAAGAACAGCCGGAAGCGACACGGCAGCCAGUAACACAGCCUCCUCCUGAAGCACUUCCACCUCGACAGCACCGCCAACAUUAUUCAUACGCACACGCAGCAUCACCACGCCGACCGGAACCGGAAACCUACGUCUCACCAGCUCAUUUGAUGGAAUCUAUAGCUCCAGCGCUCUCUGAUGUCGCCAAACUUCUCACCGCCGUGCAGCAACAACUGGUGCGACUCGGCAACUGCUGGGCUACAGAUCGGUCAUCUCCGGCGCCUCGGCUGCCACGCUGGGCGCGUACACAGCGGCCUCCAGGGGCACGGGCGUCGUCGCGCCAGCAGACAAUGGCGCCACUAAUGAUGACACAUGGGAGCCCGCCGGCGCUGUCUCUGGCGCGCUGCCCGCGACUGCCUCACACACUCACCCACUCGCACACGGAGGCUGACUCAGCCUUGGAGAGCGAUCACAGACCGCCGUCAGCAGGCAGCGCACCUGUUGCCCUCGUGGCGUGUAACGCGCGCUCGCCGCCGCCGCCGCCGCCGCCGCCGCACUCCAUUACGGAUUGGUCACAGCGCGGAGAGGGCCGCGCCGGGGCGCCCCGCGGCGCGCCGGCCUUCCAAAUAAAGCAAGCGAGGCAGGCGAGCCCAGCCCGGCCACCUGAGGAGGAAGCUGGCGCCGGAAAAACUGGCACUGGGCGCGUCGCGUCGCCGCGGCGCCACCCGACAGGUAUUCCAGGGCUGUCCAGCGCCCGCGUCUCUACCUGCGGCCGCUGCUCCUGCUGGCCGCUCUCGCUCUACGACGCGCUCGGGUACGGCCAGCUGCGCGCCGCGGAGCCCGGGGUGCGCCGGCGUGGCGACGUCAGCGGCGCGCUUUGUGACUGGCGGCUGCCCGCGCAGCGCCGGCUCGCAGCUGUGGAAUGCGGCGCGUCUCGGCCCGGCGCCACUCUGCCAGCCACACACAGUGGCAAGGCGGCCGUGGGUGCGGUAGACGGCGCUGUGUCGCCGAGUACCGGUCUCGUGAGCUCAGACCCCUUAGGCCCGCGGCGCCAGCACGGCACGCGUGUCCGGCCGCAGCUGCCGCUGGCCGCACAGAGCCGCCUUGUGGCCGAGGCGGCCACGCGCCUGCGUCGCGCCACGGGUCACCGCCGACGCUCAACUGCGCGUCUGUGCGCCGGACGCGGCCGCGCCGUCGUAGCCAGUCCUCACGGCGCGCUGCUCUCGGCCUGCUUCAUACCCGGCCGCAAAUGCUGCUGCAACUCACUGCACGUCCAUCUCGACCUGUCUGCCGUCCCAUAA